AUGCAUAGAUAUUAUAUACACUUAUACUCUCGAUGUCAAGAGCUAUUAUAUUCCUCGCAAAGUACACGAAAGCUAUCGAUCACUAUCCAAAUGACUCUUUUAAAAGAUGUUUACAGAUCAGUCAAAAAAUACUUUCCGUUUAGAUCUAUAACUUCAAGAGGAAUACCCCAUGAGAGCCAGGUCGUGGUUGAGCAAUCAGAUGAAACAUCAUUGCAGGGUGAUUUGAAAGACGAAGGCAACUGGCCUAAAAGAAUUGUUUCUGGGUUGCAACCAACAGGAGCACUGCACAUAGGCAACUACUUUGCAGCUGUACGCCGCUGUGUGCAAUUACAGGAACAUGGCCAUGACGUCAUGUUGUUCAUUGCUGAUUUACAUGCUCUAACUACUAAACAGACAUUUUCAAUCGAAGAGCACACUCUGGACCUCACGGCGUAUUUGAUGGCGAGUGGCGUGGAUCCUGCCAGGACGAUACUUUUCUCGCAGUCUGCGGUGCCGCGCCACGCAGAACUGUGUUGGGUUCUGACCUGCCUUGCCACACAAGCGCGCCUUGCACAUUUGCCACAAUAUAGGGAGCGUACAGCGAAAGGGGGCGAGCUCGCCGCACAACUCGUUCGCACCUUCCAUCAUCGUUAUGGUCGCGUUUUCCCCACGCCGCGAGCCCUUCUACCUGUCGACGGCAGCGAUCGAAUAAAGAGCUUACGCGAUCCUAGUAAAAAGAUGUCAAAGUCUGAUCCAGACCUCAAGUCCAGAAUUAUGCUUUCGGAUUCUGAUGAGAACAUACAUCUGAAAAUUAGAAAAGCUGUUACUGACUUCACCCCACAGGUGACAUUUGACCCAGUUUCUCGUCCAGGUGUAUCAAACCUAGUGACAUUACAUUGUCUGGCGCAAGACAAACUGCCAGAAGAAGUGGUUCAAGAAGUGGAAGGUUUGACGACGGCGCAGUACAAGCGUGUCGUGGCGAGCGCUCUUUGCGACGCGUUAGGGCCAGUGCGUUCGAUGGCCACUGAGUUACGUGCUCGACCCAGAUUACUGCGCGAUGUGCUCAAACACGGGGCCGCACGCGCUCGCCUUCGUGCGGAUGAGGUCUACGGCGACGUCAUGAGCUCGCUCGGUUUAAGCUCUCUCUCGUCUCGACUAAUCACCACUAGCAAUACCACUCGAACCCUCAAUGCCCGCUCGAGAUGA
Molecule: messenger RNA, 1185 nt
Organism: Leptosia nina
Lineage: Eukaryota; Metazoa; Arthropoda; Insecta; Lepidoptera; Pieridae
Source: the annotation of a GenBank genome assembly